AUGUCGAUGGCCAGGACAUGCUCGAAAUGCGGAAACAAGGGUCACAAUUCAAGGACUUGCUGGAGCACCACGCAGUACUACUGGACGCAGCAGCUGGAUAAGCCAAAAGAAAGAAGAUCUGGUAAUAGCAGUCUCAGGCUCUUUGGGGUUCAGCUUGAUCAUCAUGACCUUUCUUCAUCAUCAUCAUCAUCCUCAGUUUCUGUAAUUUCAAGGAACGUGAUCAAGAGAAAACGUCGGAUCAUGGACUACUGCAACAGCUGGUCAUCAUCUUCUCCACACUUGACCAGCUGCUUAUCAGGAUAUCGAGCUAAUAUAGGUAUAAAUAGGCACGAUCAGAUCUCUCGUAUCAAUAAUGGUGGCAUUCAAGAAACAAAUUAUAACAAGGGAGUGGGAUGGAGUGAGGAGGAGCACCGGAAGUUUCUUGAGGGUAUUGAAACGCUGGGUAAGGGUGACUGGAGGGGUAUCUCUAAACACUAUGUCACCACAAGAUCCCCAACCCAGGUCGCCAGUCAUGCCCAAAAAUAUUUUCUCAGACUUCAAAUUAGUACCACCGCCGACACUGCAACCAUCAACAACCUCGACUUCAACUUCGACCCCCACAAGAAAAGAUGCCGAGUAAGUAAAGAUCAACUUGUCUCACCUCGUCAACUGAUUGAUAUUAACACUGAUAAUCCCAAUACUGAAGCAUCUGUUAACAAUCCAUACGAGUGCUGGCCAGCCGUUCAUUAUUCGACGCCUCUCCGAAUUGAUGUUAAUUUGAAUAACUCAUCAUCUCAGAGUGCAGCAACAGCAGCAGCAGCAGGAGGAGGACUUGACUUAGAACUUAAGCUUGCAGUGAGCAUAAUGCCGUUGGGGUUAGAUCAAUGA
Rosa chinensis is the source of this 867-nucleotide messenger RNA. Its product is annotated as probable transcription factor At5g61620. The record is from RefSeq and is a predicted model, not a curated record. Bases 1 to 867 code for a protein of 288 amino acids. The transcript has 3 exons. Gene Ontology annotation, biological process: response to gibberellin; response to auxin; response to ethylene. Gene Ontology annotation, molecular function: DNA binding; zinc ion binding. Lineage: Eukaryota; Viridiplantae; Streptophyta; Magnoliopsida; Rosales; Rosaceae.